This is a messenger RNA of Vigna unguiculata (cowpea), 3448 nucleotides long. RefSeq names its product disease resistance protein Roq1-like. Gene Ontology annotation, molecular function: ADP binding. Gene Ontology annotation, biological process: defense response; signal transduction. The record is from RefSeq and is a predicted model, not a curated record. NCBI's taxonomy places the organism in Eukaryota, Viridiplantae, Streptophyta, Magnoliopsida, Fabales, Fabaceae.
UUAACAUUUUGUUAUCAUUAUUGCUUACCUUUGAAGAGUUGACUUCAAUUCCUCUGAUGGAGUUCGCUUCUUCUUCUUCUUCAUCAUCAUCUUCUUCCUUCUUAAAAUCAGAAUCCAAUUUCAUAUACGAUGCGUUCGUCAACUUUGGCGGAGAAGACAUCCGUAGAAAGUUUGUUUCUCAUCUCCAUUAUGUUAUUUUACAAGCUAAGGUCAAAACAUUGAUUAAGGAAGAGAAUCUACAUGAGGGAAUGAAGAUGGAAGAACACUUGCGAGCAAUAGCAAGCUCUAAGAUUGCAAUUAUCGUUUUCUCCAAAACAUACACUGAAUCUACCUGUUGUCUUCUUGAGCUUGAACAAAUCAUUGAAUGUGUAGCAACUUUUGGUCAAAUAGUUCUGCCCGUAUUUUACGAGAUUGACCCAUUGGAUGUACGUCAUCAGAAGGAUGAUUUUGGAAAAGCAUUGGAAGAAACUGCACGCAAAAGCUAUUCAGGAGAACAACUGGAACUUUCAUUGUCCAAGUGGAGCCGUGCACUCACCACAGCCGCAGGUAUCACUGGUUUGGAUCUCAGAAAUUUCAGGCAUGAUGCCGAACUUGUGGAGGCAAUUGUUAGCCGCGUUCAAACAUUGUUGGACUAUUCAGAGUUGCCUAUUACCCGAUUCCCUGUUGGAUUAGAGUCCCACGUGAAAAGGGUGAUUAGAUGUAUCGAAAAUCAUUCCACCGAAGUCUGUAUGAUAGGAAUAUGGGGAAUGGGAGGAUCGGGUAAAACUACUGUAGCCAAAGCCAUCUAUAAUCGAAUUUAUCGUACAUUCAUUGGUAAGAGUUUUAUUGAAAAUAUUAGAGAUUGGGAUCUAGUAAAUAGCAAAAAUGUUGAUUUGCAAGAAAAUCUUCUUUAUGAAGUCCUAAAAUCAAAGUUCGGGUUCAAAAGCACUUGGAUGGGAAGAACUAUCAUCGAGAACGAACUUUGUCGAAAAAAGGUGCUCAUUGUGCUUGAUGAUGUGAAUGAGUUUAGCCAAUUAGAAAACCUAUGCGGGAGUUGUGAAUGGUUCGGUCAAGGAUCUGUGAUAAUCAUUACAACUAGAGAUGUUCAAUUGCUGAACCGACUUAAAGUUAAUUAUGUUUAUGAAAUGGAUGUUAUGAACCAAAAUGAUUCCCUUGAACUUUUUAGUUGGCAUGCCUUUAGAGAAGCAAAACCAAGAAAAGACUUAAAUGAACUUGCAAGAAACAUAGUUGUUUAUUGUGGAGGACUACCACUAGCUCUUAAGGUCCUUGGUUCCUUUUUAUAUGGUAGGACAAUGGAAGAGUGGGAAAAUGUACCGUCAAAACUAAAAGUAAUUUCCAUUGAUCAAGUUCAAGAGAAAUUGAAAAUAAGUUUUGACGAUUUACGUGAAAUGGAAAAAGAUAUAUUUCUUGAUAUAUGUUGUUUCUUUAUUGGUAAAGAGAGAAACUAUGUCACAGAUGUAUUAAAUGGCUGUGGACUACAUGCUAAUAUUGGAAUAAAAGUUCUCAUAGAACGUGGCCUCAUAAAAGUUGGAAGGAACAACAAACUUAAAAUGCAUCCUUUGUUUCGAGACAUGGGAAGAGAAAUUAUUUUUCAGAGAUGCCCAAAGGAACCGUGGAAAAGGAGUCGACUAUGGUUUCAGGAUGAUGUAAAAGAUGUACUGAAAAAUAAUACUGGAACAGAAGCUACCCAGGGAUUGUCCCUGAAACUACAUUCAACCAGCACAGAUUGCUUUGAAGCCCAUGCCUUCAAGGAAAUGAAGAGAUUAAGACUUCUACAAUUGGAUCGUGUACAACUUAAUGGAGAUUAUGGCUACGUUUCUAAACAACUCAGAUGGAUUUGUUGGCAAGGGUUUCUUUCUAAAUACAUUCCAAACAACUUUCAUAUGGAAAAUGUAAUUGCAAUUGAUUUAAAACGUAGUCAUCUUCAACUCGUCUGGAAACAACCCCAGGUUUUAGAGUGGUUAAAAUUCCUUAAUCUUAGUCACUCGAAGUUCUUAAGAGAAACACCUGACUUUUCAGGACUACCAAGUCUUGAAAAGCUCAUUCUAAAAGAUUGCCCAAGUUUGUACAAGGUACACGAAUCCAUUGGAAAUCUCUGCAACCUACUACUGAUCAAUUUGAAAGACUGCACAAGUCUAAUCAGUCUCCCCAGAGAGGUAUAUAAGUUGAAAUCUUUGAGAACUUUCAUCCUCUCUGGUUGUUUCAAGAUUGACAUAUUGAAAGAAGAUAUAGUGAAGAUGGAAUCCUUGAUAACUCUAGUUACUGAAAAUACAGCUCUGAAACAAGUGCCCUGUUCAAUUUUAAGCUCAAAAAGCAUUGCAUAUAUAUCCCUAUAUGGAUUUGGAGGAUUGUCACAUCAUAUUAUUCCUUCUGCUAUUCGGUCUUGGAUGUUGCCAACAAGGAAUCCCCAAUCUUUUAUUCGUCCGUUUUGCGUGGAUAAGGAGAAUAAUAAUUGGGGUGACCUUGCCCCAUUGCAUAACAGCCUUGCAAAUAUUCGAAGUGUUUUGGUUCAAUUUGACACAGAGUUUCAACUAUAUAGGCACCUAAAAACAAUUCUUUUCGAAUGCGGUGCUGAUUUUACACAAUCAAAAAUUUCAAAGGAUCAGUUGAGAUUUUCUUCGAUUGGUAUUGGAAGUUACAAGGAGUUCUUCAACACUCUCAGCGAUAGCGUUUCUGAGGGAUUGACCAACAGUGAGUCUUGUUAUGUUUCUCUUCCAAGUGACAACUAUCCUUACUGGUAUGCCCAUAUGGGUGAGGGACAUUCCGUUUCUUUCACUGUGCCUCACAAUAGUGACAUGAAGGGAAUGGCUUUGUGUGUUGUUUAUUCAUCAACCUCCAAAAUCAUUGAACCUGAAUGUCUUUCUAGUGUCUUAAUUGCUAAUUACACAAAGUGUACAUGCCAGAUAUACAACCAUGGCACAAUAAUUUCCUUUAAGGAUGAGGAUUGGAAUGGCAUAGUGUCAAAUUUAGGAUUCGGAGAUAAGGUGGAGAUUUUUGUGACUUUUGAUCAAGGAUUGGUAGUCAAGAACACAACUAUCUAUCUUAUAUAUGGUGAAUCAAAUGGCUUAGAAAUGGACCCUUGCCCUGAGCCAAAGGUAAAUGCCCUUGACAAAUUCAUUAAGAAAAUGGUGAGGUGUGACUACUGGUAAGUUAUUUUUCUUCUUUGAGAACAAAACAAGAUGCCUUGAGUAUUAAAUCCUAAUGUCCUUGUUUACAGUUUAUUUCUGUGUCGUUGUUUUCUUGUUUGUGUUGAGUAGCAGUUUAUAGUUUAAAAUUCAAUUUUUAUUUUAUCCUGUUUCUCACUCCUCGCGCUAUACCUUGUUGCCUGUCCUUGAGAUGUUUAUUGUAUUUUCUUUCUUAUUAUUUCUGACAAUUUUUUCCCUUUCUAACAUUAUUAACACUGUAUCAAGAAAUAAACUCAGUUAAAUUUCGGUAUUUUCUUCUUAAA